CGCUACGCUUGCCGCUGCUGUCUGCCAUACCACACGUCAUUCCACACAUAGUUUCUUCCCCAUCGCUGGAACGCCAAAAAUCCUCACGAAAAUUGCUCUUUUUACCGGGAAUUCCGCCGUGAAUCUCACCCAACCAGUGCCUUGUCUACCCACAAAGCUCCACAAAGGAUCCUCAGACCCGAGCGCUCCUAUUGGCUGACGCCGCCAGACCAUGUCGUCUGAAAACUGGAGCCAGAGCGCCCCCAGCCAGCAGCCCCAGCAUUCGCCGGGUCAGACCAACGACGAGGACUUGGCCAAUGAUGCCGAGGGGGUUUGGAGUCCCGACAUCGAGCAGAGUUUCCAGGAGGCUCUGGCCAUCUACCCACCAUGCGGCCGGCGGAAAAUCAUCCUCUCAGACGAAGGAAAGAUGUAUGGUCGCAACGAACUCAUCGCAAGGUAUAUUAAGCUCAGAACAGGAAAAACAAGAACACGAAAGCAGGUGUCUAGUCACAUGCAGGUGCUCGCCAAGCGAUCGUCCAGGGAUAUCGCCAAGCAGUUUAAGGGCCAGCCUUCGGACUCUUGCUAUCCCCGUUCUUACCUUGAUCAGGAAUCUUUUUUCGCUCUUCAGGACCAGAACACCAAGGACAAAGCCCUGCAGAGUAUGGCGGCUAUGUCCUCGGCCCAGAUUGUCUCCGCUACGGCCAUUCACAACAAAGCUGCCGCCAUGGGUAUCGCGGGCCUGGGUAUCCCUGGCACUACCCCACUGCGCCCGCCGUAUCCUGCACACCAACUAUGGCAGCCCGGCCUGACGCAAGCAGGUACCUCACAAGACAUUUCCCCCGUCUCUGUUGCCAGCGUCAAGCCGUUCUCAGCGACAGCUCAAGCCUAUGCACCCGGCGGGGACUACGCGGCCGGAAUGACGCCCGGCGGCCCCCCGGCCUGGGAAGGCCGGUCCAUCGGUACCCGCAAGCUGAGGUUGGUGGAAUUCCAGGCCUUCCUGGAGUUGCAGCGAGACCCUGAAAGCGUAAAUGAGUACAACAAACAUCUCUUCGUUCACCUUGGCUCAAACGUCAGCUACUCAGAUCCUCCGCUUGAGGCAGUAGACGUCCGUCAGAUCUACGACAAAUUCCCAGAGAAGAAAGGAGGUCUGAAGGAGCUGUACGACAAGGGUCCGCCGGAGGCAUUCUUUCUUGUCAAGUUCUGGGCGGAUCUGAACACAAAUCUUUCAGAGGAAACGGGUGCAUUCUAUGGUGUCACAAGCCAAUACGAGAGUCCGGAUAACAUGACAAUCAUGUGCUCAACCAAAGUGUGUUCCUUCGGCAAGCAGGUCGUGGAGAAGGUUGAGACGGAGUAUGCGAGGUUUGAAAAUGGCCGGUUUGUCUACCGCAUCCACCCCUCGCCCAUGUGCGAGUACAUGAUCAACUUCAUCCACAAACUCAAACACCUUCCCGAGAAGUACAUGAUGAACAGUGUACUGGAGAACUUCACCAUCUUGCAGGUCGUUACCAACAGAGAAACCCAGGAAACGUUACUAUGCAUCGCCUACGUCUUUGAGGUCUCCACCAGCGAGCACGGAGCCCAACAUCACAUCUACCGGCUGGUCAAGGACUGACAUCUCUCCAUUAAUACAACCAUGCACAUCUUACAUUGACACCACCUUGCAGCCAAUGUGAUCUGGGGGAGAAUGCUGGGAAGGGACGAAACUCGCCGAGUAUAAACAAUGGGAGUUGCUUGUCUUAAAAUCUCUGGGGGACGAAGGGGAGCAGCUAGGGACACAGCACAAAAUAGAGAAGAGCACGUAAAUGGCCUGCGUUCGGCGGUAGAUCUGAGACUGUUGAAUUCCCAGUACAACAGGCACUGUGUGCAGUACUUCUGUAAAGUGGAAUCCGGGGACCAGAAUUAGAAGCUUUUACUUGGGUGGUGUCACGCUCAUACGCUUGCUGUACGCGUUCUUGUAGACAAGGCGCGUGCAUUUUGGUAUUUCUGUUGUCGAAGGAGCCCGGAGUGCGCGCACUCCCCGAGCGCGACUCGCGCUAGCCUGGCGCCACCACAGAUAUAGCUGCCGCCGGAUUUGUCUAUACCAUUGUGACAGGGGCAGAAAUGGUCUUGAAAAAAACGUUGAGACCAAAGACAAGUUCUUUUAGAACUUAAAGCAGGACUGUUCUUAUCAAAAACUACUUAGCGAAAGUUGAUAA
This is a messenger RNA of Patiria miniata (bat star), 2174 nucleotides long. Its product is annotated as transcriptional enhancer factor TEF-1-like. The transcript has 14 exons. Gene Ontology annotation, biological process: regulation of transcription by RNA polymerase II; embryonic organ development; hippo signaling. Gene Ontology annotation, molecular function: RNA polymerase II cis-regulatory region sequence-specific DNA binding; DNA-binding transcription factor activity, RNA polymerase II-specific. Gene Ontology annotation, cellular component: transcription regulator complex. Bases 212 to 1591 code for a protein of 459 amino acids. Lineage: Eukaryota; Metazoa; Echinodermata; Asteroidea; Valvatida; Asterinidae. The record is from RefSeq and is a predicted model, not a curated record.